GUAGUUUCUUUAGACAUGGUAAUAGCAUAGUAUGGAAAUUAAAGAUAUAAAGUAGAAAGGGUACUUAGGGUAAAUAGAAAUUAUAUAAAACAAGUCAUGGACAAGUGUGAAUUUAUCACUUUAAGACAGUGAAGGAGAUUAUAGGAUCCAGAGACCAAGAUUAUGUCUCCUCCUAAUCCUUAGAUAAGAGCAAAAGCUGAAGGUUGAAGAUGAACGAGUCGAGGUCGAUAAGAACAUGGAGCAUAUACAGAAGCAAAGAGGCUUCAGGGUCAUCUAUGAAUGCGAUUUCGUUUGGGUUUGUGGCGACUGCAAUAUUGAUAUUAAUGUUCAUCAUAUUGGCAAUCCUCGAACAUCUCUUCAAGUCCGAUCAUUCUUCUUCUUACGAUGUUGAUGGCUCUUCUCAGUUUCAGAAACUUGCUGAAAAAACCUCUUUGGUUCCGAUUACUACGUCAGAUGUGUCGGUGGUGAUGCCGGGAGAAAAAUUGCCGUCGUACGUAGCUCUUCGGGCGCCAUUUCCUUGCCGGAGAGAAGGCAUUCGCUGGCCUUCCCACCUCUAAUAUAUUAUUGUCUCUCUUAGCUUAGUCGUUGUAUCAUAAUUGUUCUGAUCAACUCAACCUUGACACCUUGAACAAUUGCUUGCUGGAUCAAAGUUAGUUAAAGAUUUCUGAUGAUUCUUUCUUUUUUUGUAAGAACCGAGGUAGCUAACUGCCAUUAUAACCCUCACGAAUGUAUCGAUUGUCCAAUUAAAAUAUUUUGCUAAGUUCACCUAUAUAAGGCGACUAGCAAACUUUUGCUAAGUCGGAAUGGAGGCGUACCAUCAAUAGUUGCGUACAAGAGACACGCCUCUUAUGUUUAAGAAGUUUAAGAACUUCAAGAAAAUAUGGCUAAGAAAAUUUUCC
Molecule: messenger RNA, 899 nt
Organism: Arabidopsis lyrata subsp. lyrata
Lineage: Eukaryota; Viridiplantae; Streptophyta; Magnoliopsida; Brassicales; Brassicaceae
Exons: 3
Coding region: 210-557 (115 amino acids)
Source: RefSeq, a predicted model, not a curated record